AUGGAUUCUAAAGAAAAGCGGAAAUUUGAAGAGACAGAUCAUCAAUCGGUCUCAAAGCAACGGAAGGUAAUCGGACCUUCUCUCCCUCCGCCUCAGGCCGAUAGUGAGACCAGCAGUGAUGAUGAUGAUGAUGAUGAUGAUGAUGAUGAUUUCGGUCCAAGUCUUCCUCCAUCCGGUCCACUGAAAGACUCGGUUCAUACAGAGCCUACAGAUUCCGGUAUAUCAAAAUCGGAAAAAGAAAGCCAGCGAGAUCAAUGGAUGCUACAGCCUCCUUCCCAUUCGGAUUGGGCUUCCAAGAUCGACCCCACACAACUGCGAAAUCGCAAGUUCAAUACAAGCAAAUCAGCCACAGCACCUAAGAGUAUGGAUUCUUCGUGGGUUGAGACUCCAGAAGAAAGAAUGAAGCGACUACAGGAUGCAGUCAUGGGCGUGGGUGGUUCAACAAACCAGGGCGAGGACUCCAGAGGUGCUUCAAACGCAAAAUUGAUCGAGGAUCAAAUCAAGAGAUACAAGGACGUGACUGGGAAGAACACUCGCCUGGAAAAACCAGGUGUCCAAAAAGAAGACGAUGAUCCCAGUGCGCGUGCGUUUGAUCGGGAGAAGGAUAUGGCCGUUGCUUCAAAGAUAUCUAAUGCACAGCGCCGGGAGAUGGUGAAGAAGGCUGCGGAUUACAAUACACGUUUUACAAAGGGCAACUUUUUAUAG
This is a messenger RNA of Penicillium coprophilum, 705 nucleotides long. Its product is annotated as GPALPP motifs-containing protein 1. The coding region runs from base 1 to 705 and encodes 234 amino acids. The record is from RefSeq and is a predicted model, not a curated record. The transcript has 2 exons. Lineage: Eukaryota; Fungi; Ascomycota; Eurotiomycetes; Eurotiales; Aspergillaceae.